AUGAGCUCUGUAACUUCCUCUAUCGAUUGGUCAUCCACACCAGCAGAAACACCACGAACGGACCAUACUCCCAUUCCUACCUCCCUGACGCACAACUCCAUGUCAUUGGUAUAUGUCAAUACUCUUGGUCAAUAUGGAUGUCCUCACCCGACCCAUCAUUGGGAUUCUCUGCCUACUAGAAUAUCCUGCAUCUCACCUGGAACCAGAGUCUACAAACUCAACCUGAAUAAUGGGUUUAGUAAUUUCCUAGGAACCGGCUGUGGCAUUUCCUCCAUCAAGUAUGGCAACUCCCUGAUUCAUCAUUCUGGGAUGGGCGAGUCGGGUGUAACGAAAUUGACUCAUCCAUGUACAGUAUUGAAUGAAAGAUCAGGUGAGAUCGCCGAUCAAGAAAUUCCAAAUGGUUUUAGACAGAUGUGUAUGGAUAUAAUCUCUGUCGAGUCUGGGAAAAUCAAUCUCCGUGGGGAUUUUGAAAAAGAUGAAUUUCAUGGAUUGGAAACACUCAAUUUGAAUAGGAAUGGGACGAAAGAGGAAUUGAACAUGACUUUAGAUUGGUGGAAUUAUUAUACUACGUACCUCUCUGCUGAAAGAGAUGGAAUCGACCUUGGGCAUUCGUUGUUCCCUCCUAAAUAUGAUUUGACAGGUCGAAGAACGGGAUUAACAUGUGAGGAUGAUAUACCUGUCAUUGAAAGUCAAAAGGGAUCAAGUGAUUAUGGACCUAUCUUUCCAAAAGCUGUGGCAUCCGAUGGGAAGAUAAACUACGACUGGGCAUCCAUGGUGGAGUUGUUCGAUCUGGAUGAUCAAGUGCAAAGGCAAGUGCAGACUAGACCUUCGUCCACUUUCACUUGUUCUAUGAGGGACGAUGAUCGCUCUCAGGAGAAUGCGUUGAGUCAAAGCUCUAUCUCAUUGCCUCAUACACCUAUUAGAGAAGAUAUCUGA
This is a messenger RNA of Kwoniella mangroviensis CBS 8507, 936 nucleotides long. RefSeq lists its product as uncharacterized. Bases 1 to 936 code for a protein of 311 amino acids. The record is from RefSeq and is a predicted model, not a curated record. The transcript has a single exon. NCBI's taxonomy places the organism in Eukaryota, Fungi, Basidiomycota, Tremellomycetes, Tremellales, Cryptococcaceae.